Molecule: messenger RNA, 830 nt
Organism: Bactrocera latifrons
Lineage: Eukaryota; Metazoa; Arthropoda; Insecta; Diptera; Tephritidae
Exons: 2
Coding region: 219-551 (110 amino acids)
Biological process (GO): septate junction assembly
Source: RefSeq, a predicted model, not a curated record
UGUGCUUAUGUCACUGUAAGUUAAUCGUCUCUCUAACUUUCUCAACUCGCUUGUCCAGUUCGUAUGAUUUUCUCUUCUCUUCUCGCUCUUCUUACUAAACCUCUCUGUGCAAAGUUUUUGCAUCGGCAUUGUCCUGUCCACUUGUGUGCGUUUCAAAAAAUUGUUAUUAAAAUUGCGUUUCCUUGCUCUACUCACCAUCACCGUUGUAGGCUUUCAUCAUGAGCGCCAUUGUCAUGAUCGAAAUUAUCAGCGACCAUUCGUAUACGAGUCAAGCGAUGUUGGUUUGCGGCACUCUAACGGGUUAUUUGAUUAUCUGCUGCACUUUGCUACUCGGGCAUCUACUCGGCGCUGUUAUUGAUAAGCGUAUCGACUGUCUCUUCAGUAUCGGCGCAAUCAUAAUGUUUAUCGCUUCCGGCGUCAUAGUGCUAGAUCGUUGGACCAAUGAGUUGCUACAGUCACAGGAUCUUAAUGCGUUAAAGGGUGCUGGCGCAUUUAUUUUAAUAACUGCAUUCAUAUUUUUUGCCGAUACUUUUGUUAUUGUACACAGUUAAAUAUGUAAUAAUUUAUAGAUAGUUAGAUCCUUACUAAGUUCUUAUAAUAAAUUUUGAUAAAGUCACCAAAUGUUUGUGCGGAAAAUGUGCCAAAGUUGUGUUAAGUGUUUAUAAAGUGUAUUAAUAUAGUAUGUAAAUUAUAAUAAGCAAAAUAAAAAUGAAAUUACAAGAAUAUCAUAAUAAUUUCAAUAAAUUAAAAUGCAAAAAUCCAUCAAGUCAUCAAGCCUUCGUUCGAUAAGCUUUGUAAAUAAAUAUUAAUCAAUGUUCUUGCCGAAUUGU